UGCGGAAGCAAAGCAUUCUGUACUGUGAAGUGUAAACCCUACAGAAAAACCCUAAUUUUUGCUCGCAAUAAAAUGGUUCGCCGAAAGGGCAGCAAAUCCGACGCGAAUCAGAGCUCGAGCAGCUUCGGCAGCUCGCAUCAGCUCCAGAACACUAAGAUUCGCUUCGAAGACCCCGAGGAUACCACCGAGAGCUCCAACCUCGACGACUCCAUGUCCGACCCCGACGGCCAUGAUAAACCUAUUGAUGACCCCGCCUGCGACCCUGAAGACGUUUCUAUUGUCCAAGACGAUGAUAAAACCAGUGCCGACUAUUACUUCGAUUCCUACUCUCACUUCGGUAUUCAUGAAGAGAUGUUAAAGGAUGUUGUGAGAACUAAGACAUAUCAAAACGUUAUUUAUCAAAAUAAAUUUCUAUUCAAGAAUAAAGUUGUUCUUGAUGUGGGAGCUGGGACAGGGAUUUUGUCCUUGUUUUGUGCAAAAGCUGGGGCAGAACACGUUUAUGCGGUUGAAUGCUCCCAAAUGGCUGACAUGGCAAAAGAGAUUGUUGAAGCUAAUGGAUAUUCUAAUGUUAUAACAGUUUUGAAGGGAAAAGUCGAAGAAAUUGAGCUUCCAGUCUCUAAAGUGGAUAUAAUUAUUUCAGAAUGGAUGGGUUACUUUUUACUGUUUGAGAAUAUGUUAAACACUGUCCUCUAUGCUCGUGAUAAAUGGCUGGUCGAGGACGGAGUUGUGCUACCUGACAAAACUUCUCUGUACCUGACAGCCAUUGAAGAUGCAGAGUACAAAGAUGACAAGAUUGAAUUUUGGAAUAAUGUAUACGGCUUCGAUAUGAGCUGCAUCAAGAAGCAAGCCUUGAUGGAACCCCUUGUUGACACAGUUGAUCAGAAUCAAAUUGUUACCAACUGCCAGCUACUUAAGACGAUGGAUAUCUCCAAGAUGGCUCCUGGGGAUGCGUCCUUCACGGCUCCCUUCAAGCUUGUAGCAGAACGUGAUGAUUACAUCCAUGCUCUUGUAGCAUAUUUUGAUGUAUCAUUUACUAAGUGCCAUAAGUUGACAGGCUUCUCUACAGGUCCAAGAUCAAGGGUUACUCAUUGGAAGCAAACAGUCCUGUACCUGGAAGAUGUGCUGACCAUAUGUGAAGGUGAAACAUUAGUUGGGAACAUGAGUGUUGCUCAAAACAAGAAAAAUCCUCGCGACGUUGAUAUAAUGCUCAAGUAUUCCUUGAAUGGUCGGCGUUGCGUGGUGUCGAGAAUUCAAUAUUAUAAGAUGCGCUAGGAUUUGGGUUGCCAAUUCUUUCCGUUAUAGAAGAACUUGAGAAAGUGUUGGGUUAGAGAUCGUUGCACUUCCCACUAAGAACGGUUCAAAAGUGGGGCUAGUUUUCAUCAGGAAGAGCAACUUCUCUGUAAUUUCAGAUUCCAAAGGAUAAUAGUGUGAUGUAUAACGCUAAAAAAUUUUGGAAUUUCAUUUGUAUUCACUGCUGCUCAAUUAAUUUGUCACGUUUCCGUGUGAUUGAUGCAAGUUAUAUCGUGUU
Juglans regia (Persian walnut) is the source of this 1528-nucleotide messenger RNA. Its product is annotated as probable protein arginine N-methyltransferase 1. Gene Ontology annotation, biological process: peptidyl-arginine methylation. The transcript has 9 exons. Bases 73 to 1272 code for a protein of 399 amino acids. Gene Ontology annotation, cellular component: nucleus. NCBI's taxonomy places the organism in Eukaryota, Viridiplantae, Streptophyta, Magnoliopsida, Fagales, Juglandaceae. The record is from RefSeq and is a predicted model, not a curated record. Gene Ontology annotation, molecular function: protein-arginine N-methyltransferase activity.